UGAAGAACGAAGAACAGAAGUAAGGAAGAAGUGUGGUUAUUUAGUUAAACGCAAAUAUUUUCGCUUAGACAAAAAAAAUUAUACCAUAUUUUAAGUUCGCGCCUAACAAGGAAUGUAAGAUAAUAUUCAAAGAAAAUAGAACCAAUAAAGAGCAAACAAAAAACGGUAAAAUAAAAGAGGACAGAAACAGUUCAACGCAACAAAAAGGGCGCCCCAAUUUCACCGACUUCAGGCUGAGUUAUUGGCUUCUUUAACGUCUAGAGUCUUCAGCGGGAUUUCAAUUGCAACAACAUUGGGAAAAGUAGUUAGCGAGAAAGCGGAAGUAUUACUGCUAUACAAAAUUAGUUGUAUCGGUUACCUGACAUUACCAGCAGUGGAGACUGAAAGAUUUCGCAGCAGCAGCAACAUCCUCAAUAGUGGCAACAACAGCAGUGAUUGCAAUCAGGUCUUGAUAGGACGCGGUGGCUAGCGCGGAAGUACUGAAACAUUGGGUAAAAGUAAAUGCAGGCAGGUAGACGCUUAUCAUCAGGCGGUUAUUAUGAAAGGAAACUUGUACAAAAUGUCUCGUAAUAAGGAGAAAUACGAGACUACAAACAGACGACAACAGAUUUUUAUGUCAGCAGAAGAUGUGGCUGCUGGUAAAAAAUCUUCAUGGACUGGCAUUGAGAUAACAGCAAAAUGCUGUGUACGCAAUAUUAGUCCCUCAUUGUGGGAAUUUGAACAUUUAACAGCAUUGUAUCUCAAUGACAACCAGCUGUUACGUUUGCCCGGCGACAUUGGUUUGUUAAGCAAUUUGCGCACAUUGGAUCUAUCAAGCAAUAAGUUGCGCAGUUUGCCUGCAGAAUUGGGCGAGUUAAUACAGUUGAGAGAACUUCUCUUGAACAACAAUUACUUGCGAAAUCUGCCCUAUGAAAUUGGUAAACUCUUUCAUUUGCACGUCCUAGGAUUAAUGGGAAAUCCAUUACAAAAAGAGUUUCUAUCCAUUUAUAACGAACCAAAUGGCACUCAAAAACUGCUAACAUAUAUGUUGGACAAUUUGUCAGUUUCAGUAACCCCUCCGCCCCAACGUCCAUGGAUACCAUUAGCCAAACCGAACAAAUCGAGGCCAGCAUGCAUCUUUACAGUUAUGUGUUAUAAUGUUUUGUGCGACAAAUAUGCCACACGGCAGAUGUACGGAUACUGUCCAUCAUGGGCCCUGAGUUGGGAGUACAGAAAAAAGGCGAUACUUGACGAAAUCCGUCACUAUUCGGCGGAUAUAAUUAGUCUGCAAGAAAUCGAAACAGAACAGUUUUAUAAUUUCUUUCUGCUUGAACUGAAGGCCGAUGGUUAUGAGGGUAUUUUCUCGCCGAAAUCCCGUGCCAAGACUAUGUCAGAGAUGGAACGUAAAUUUGUGGACGGCUGCGCUAUUUUCUUUAGAGCUGCAAAAUUCACAUUGAUUAAGGAACAUUUAAUCGAAUUCAAUCAAUUGGCAAUGGCUAAUGCUGAGGGCUCGGACAAUAUGUUGAAUCGCGUAAUGCCGAAGGACAAUAUCGGUUUGGCAGCAUUGCUGAAAGUGAAGGAAAAUGCCUGGGAUCCAAUGACGGAGGUGACACAAAUCUCCCAGCCCUUACUUGUGUGCACAGCACACAUUCACUGGGAUCCCGAAUUCUGCGAUGUCAAACUUAUCCAAACGAUGAUGUUGAGCAAUGAGCUUAAGACUAUUAUCGACGAGGCAAGCCACAGCUUUAGACCCGGUCAUAAGAAUGACUCGAAUAGCGUACAAUUAUUAUUGUGCGGUGAUUUCAAUUCCUUACCCGAUUCCGGUGUUAUCGAAUUUCUCGGCAAGGGACGUGUAGCAAUGGACCAUCAAGAUUUCAAGGACAUGGGCUAUAAAUCAUGCCUGCAACGCUUACUCUCGAAUGACACCAGCGAGUUUACGCAUUCCUUCAAAUUGGCCUCCGCUUACAGUGAAGACAUAAUGCCGCACACGAACUACACGUUCGACUUUAAGGGCAUCAUCGAUUAUAUAUUCUAUACUAAAACAGGUAUGGUGCCGCUCGGUUUAUUGGGUCCCAUUUCGAAUGAAUGGCUACGUGAGAAUAAAGUUGUUGGCUGCCCGCAUCCACAUAUACCCUCGGAUCAUUUUCCGCUGUUGGUCGAAUUGGAACUGAUGCAUACGGCGGGACAACAAGCACCGCCCAAUGGACUGAUUAAUCGACGGUAGCAAUAAAAGGUUGAUAGCCAAAUCAGACAACAACAACAACAGCAACAAACAUAAAUGUAAUGUAGCUGUUGUAAGAAUAGCAGGACAAUUUAGCGUCUGCUAAUCGCCGCAUAAAGACCACAAACAAACAAACAAACAAAAUAUACAAACAAGAAAACAUAAAUAAGUAGAUAAAAACAACAACAAAAACAUAAAGCAACAAAUCGUCUUACAUACACAUGCAUAGUGACCGAAAUGGCAGUAGUUCAUACACAUACAUACUCACGAUUUCUCAUACAUACAUACAAACAUACACCACUCACUCACCAUGUCCAAACAACAACAUUGUACGAAAAUACAUCCUUAAGUUCAACAACAACAACAUUGUACUAAAUACGUCAUUAAGUUCAACAACAACCGCAAAGAAAAUGUUAAAAGGCCACCAACAACAAGGAAAAUAUCAACAUCAUAUAUGAACCAUAUAUCUAUAAAACCACAAAAUAAACACCAACAAAAUUUGCAUACAUUUUAAGUUUGUAAAGCUAGUAAAUAUGUAGUUCUAUAAUGUUCCUCACAUCUACCCAUUCUCUUAUUAUCCCCAAAGGAGUAUUGCUAUGUCUUUCCACAUCCUCCAACCACCGACUGAUAUAUUCCCUUUCGCAAAUUCCAUUUUCUCAAGUGCAGCAAUGCAUGUAAGCUUAUUAUAUGUAUGUAUGUGUGUGUUAUAGCGCUGGCUGAACCGUUGGAUACCCAUUUUUCGAUUGACGUUACUUAAUUUAGUAGCUUAAUAAGCUUGACACAUUUUACCAUCAAAUGCAAUGUGCUUCAUUACACUUCUACUUCAUUUAACAGAAUAUCUUCUAUCAAUUAUCAAUUAGCUUCGUUCAAUUCAACAAAAAGUUUUUAAAUAAUUACUUUAUUUUGAUGAGUAUGUCUUAAUUGCAAAGUAAAUGCGCGUUUUUAAUGCAAUUCCGGUUAAUUAUUAGUAUUCAUUCUGAACUUAUUUGUUAAAUAUUUCUAAUUUCUUCUGUAACAGAAAAUUUAAUUUAAUAUCAUCGUAUAUUUAAACAAAAGUUCCAUUUAUAUUUCGCUUUAAAGUGCUAUCUUAGCUAUGUCUUUCGUGGGAAUAACGAUAUACAUAUAAGCAUAUUCUAACUUUCUCCUCCAGCUUCUGAACGGUUUAACGCGCUUGCCUGCUGCUAAUAGCAUACAGUUUGGACUCCAUACACUUCCUCUCCAAUAGUCCGUCCUACCAUUCUGCCGUGGAACUUUGAAAAUCACUUGAAAAAAAAUGAAAAAUUAUUUAUUGCUCGCCACCUGCAAUACUCAAUAGAAAUAGUUCUGGAACCUAAAGAAAACUUAACACAUUUUAUUGAGUUCCAAGUAAGGGAGUUGAUUUUCGAAAUUCCACCUUGUAUGUUACACUGUCCCCUCUCUGUUACUGCCUUACGGUUUAAAUUUAAAAAACUUGACUUAUGAUCGAUCCUCUUCAUCGUUUAUGCAAAACAUAUUUUUAAUUGAGCCUAAUUUUAAGCUUUGCAAUAGAAUUUUCUAAGUUUACUUACCCUAAAAGUUACUUUCUUUUUUUAGAAAUAGGUAUGUAUGUAAAAUUGCUUUAUUUUGUAAUAAGAACUUACUGUAUAUCUUUACUUUGUAACAUAACCUAAUUUAAGAGUAAAGGUCGUAAUUUGCCAGGCAACACUAUUUACUAUGUGACACAGAGUAUCCCAAUUAAUUUAAAAGCAAACACAUCGGUGAAAAGCGCAUGCAACGCCUUUCCUAAUACCCCCUAAUUCAGUUUCUUCUUCGUAUGCUUAAAGUAGAAUUUUCUAUUUUUCUAUUUACCAUUCUUUUGAUUGUGAAUCUGUAACUAAGUAAAAAUUUUAUUUCAAGUUUUAAAGCUAAAAACAAUUAAUUGCUGCAAUCUAACAAAAUUACAUAUGUACAUGCAAAUGGUAAGGCAAAUAAUGAAAAUUAAAUAAACUACCAAUGAUACCAGAUCAAAUCCAAGAGGUACUUUUUGCAUUUGAAAAUCAAAAUUGUGAAUUAAUAAACCGCAGUAACACCAAUAAUAUAAAUCAAUUUAGCGAGAAUGCUUGUAAAGCGUACAUACAUGCAUAUAUACAUACAUAAUAGAAUAUUGGUUUUAUUCACAGAAUGCAAAAACACAUACAAAAAAAGUGCUAAGAAAUUUUUAUGAAAAUAGAAACAUAGAGAACACUAAGGAAACCCAUUAAAACAACAAAAAAGCGUAAUGAUAAAAAAAUAUUCGCCGAAAAGUAUACCACACAUACUACAUACAUACAUACAUAUAUAAAGUAUUUUUAUAUAGACAAACUUGUAAUGUAAUUGGAAUGAUUAGAACAUGAUUAUGAGUGGUUGAUUGAAAAUGAAAACAUAAAAAUUAAAAAUAAAUAAAUGCUAGAAAAAAAAUAAUAAAAAUUUAACGAUUUAGUUGGGCAAUUUAAUGUAAAGAAAUAAAUAAAUGCGCAUUUACAAAUAUGCCACAUCUAGAGAUCGUCAAUCAAAAGCAUUGUUUAUCUCCCUUUAUUUAUAUUAUAUAAGUAUGAUAUCCUUCGUUAGCGCGAUUUAUAGUUUUCACAUCUACUAUGCACUUAAAAUUUUUUAAUAUAAAAACAUCAAACCCCAUAUAAAAAAGUAUACAUAAAUAUAUAUUUAUAUCGUCAUUCACAUUUUCCAACGAAUUUCAUUGGAGCUAAGAUUUGAUUCAAUUCGAAAUUUGAAUUUCGAAAAUAUUUUCUACCGGAACACGAAAUACAAUUCGUUUAUUUUGUCGAGUUCGAAUAAGUGUAAUCGCUGUAGAGAACUACAUUUUUCCGUAGAUUGUUUUAACUACGGGAAAGUUAAAAGCCUUUUCGAUUGGAUUUGAAAUUUCUCUUACAACAAUAGCAACUGCCGAGCGAAACUUUGCAUUAUUACCUUCAGCCGACAAGGCUGAAUUCAAACAGUAGAAAAAAUAUGCAGGAAUACGUACAUAUAUAAAGUAAACAACAUCAAAUCAGUACAAAAGUAAUUCAUAAAGUGAGUGAUGAAAUGAUAAAUUAAAUUGGAUUCAUCAUUGUUAUUGUAAUAGUGUAAAAUACUUCAUUGUUAUUGCAAUAUUGUAAAAUACUCUUCAAAAUGUGUACUGGAACAACAAUACUACAGACAUAAUUCAAUGCUUUCAAACUAAUUUAAAUAAAAACGCAAUAUUGUAAUUAAAUUUUAAAAUUAAUAAAAGCGGUGAUUCCAAGCGAAUGCACACGUAUUCUAGGGAUGAAUUCGGUGAUAAUUUCGUUAAACAAUUCUCAAAAGUUUGUGAGUAUUGUUAAGUUUUUUAAAUAUUCAUACAGUUAAAAUAUCUGUAUCAGUUUUGCAGGCGAAUCAGUAAAUAAACUAAGUUGAGAAAUAUCCGAAAACGCAACCAAAAAUUACGAGGAAAAAAUUAUGUCUGGUCGAAU
Bactrocera tryoni is the source of this 5643-nucleotide messenger RNA. It is a transcript of the gene twin, whose product is annotated as CCR4-NOT transcription complex subunit 6-like. NCBI's taxonomy places the organism in Eukaryota, Metazoa, Arthropoda, Insecta, Diptera, Tephritidae. Gene Ontology annotation, cellular component: cytoplasm; CCR4-NOT complex; nucleus. The record is from RefSeq and is a predicted model, not a curated record. Gene Ontology annotation, biological process: nuclear-transcribed mRNA poly(A) tail shortening. The transcript is spliced from 9 exons. Gene Ontology annotation, molecular function: poly(A)-specific ribonuclease activity; protein binding. The coding region runs from base 539 to 2203 and encodes 554 amino acids.